AUGGACGGCUCCUCCCGCACUCUGACUCCCUUCAACCAACCUCAGUCCACUGCACACGUCUCACCAGGAUACUCAUCGCAACCUCAAAACACCCUGGGUCUCGCAGCCGCAGCCGCCGCUGCCGCAGUCAACAGCCAAACCGCCCAGAUGCAGUUUCAAUCCCAAGCUCCCACUACAAACGCCAGCGAGCAACAAAACCUCACCGAUCUUUCACAAACCUCUGCUGCUGCUGCGACGAUGGGCCAGCCUGCAGCGGACACCUACCCCCACCAAGUCACUGGGUCGGGCGGUCCCACGGCGACAGCACCUUUCUUACGAGACUUUAGUCUUGUUGCAGAGGCAGCCAAGCGGGCACAAAUGUCUGUGAUGGUGCGAGAUCUGGAGAGUGUCACGCUAUAA
Messenger RNA from Aspergillus luchuensis, 399 nucleotides. RefSeq lists its product as uncharacterized. The coding region runs from base 1 to 399 and encodes 132 amino acids. NCBI's taxonomy places the organism in Eukaryota, Fungi, Ascomycota, Eurotiomycetes, Eurotiales, Aspergillaceae. The record is from RefSeq and is a predicted model, not a curated record. The transcript has a single exon.